AUGAACUAUUUAACCCCAAUAUUGAUCACUCGAGUUUCUGAUACAGAUGGAAACAGAAAAGUACAAAAGUUUAUUAAAGAACAUUUUAAUAAACUUCAUUGGAACAUAGAAGAAGAUACAUUUGUUGAUGAAACACCUUUUGGAAAAAAAAAUUUUAAUAAUAUAAUUGUCACCAAGAAUAUAAAAGCCAAUAAACGAUUAGUUAUGGCAGCCCAUUUUGAUAGUAAAUAUUUUAAUCCACCAAAUAGAUUUGUUGGUGCAACUGAUUCAGCUGUCCCUUGUGCAAUGUUAAUGGACUUGGCUUCCAGAUUGGAUUCAUAUCUUAAAGAUAAGGACGAAGUGACAUUACAAAUAAUUUUCUUUGAUGGAGAAGAAGCUUUCAGAUCAUGGACUUCAAAUGAUUCACUUUAUGGAUCUCGACAUUUAGCAUCAAAAUGGGAGAAGACAUAUUUAGAUAUUCCAGAAGUUAAGACAAAAAAUGUUCUUAGUAGUAUAGAAGUACUGGUAUUACUUGAUUUAUUAGGAGCAAAAAAACCAUCAUUUCGAAGUUAUUUUCGGACAACUUCUUGGUUAUUCGCUGAACUUGCCAAUAUAGAAAAUCGUUUAUAUACCGAAGAAAUUUUCACGAUACCUGAAGAUAUGGAUAAUUUAAAUGAUGUUUCAUAUUUUGAUACUUCCACCUUACAUAAUUAUCAAUCUCACAUUGAAGAUGAUCAUGUGCCAUUUUUACGAAGAGGCGUAUCGAUUUUACAUAUUAUUUCAUAUCCAUUUCCAGAAGUAUGGCAUACGAUUAAAGAUAAUUUAGAUGCCAUUGACGAGAAUACCGUUUUCAAUUUGAAUACGAUAUUUAGAAUAUUUGCUGCAGAAUUUUUAAACAUUGAUCCCGAGAGAGAACGAACAAAGAAUAAAAGAGCCAAAUUAGCGAAGUCAACCUCUGCCAAAAAUGUAAUUGAUAUGUUAAGUCAAUCAAAAUUCCAAAUGUAUAAAUAUUUACAUCAUUAUAUUUUUAAAUCAUUUGGUCUUAAAGGUCUUAAAGUUUUUCGAGAUAAUAAUAAUUAUUUAUUAAAAGUUCAUCAAAAAAAUCAAAAUUUAUUUAUGGCCAACUUUCAUCAAUCCUCAUUCAAUAUUGGUGAAGAGGUUAUUCCGAUAACUACCAAAUUGGACAUUAACGUCGCGUCAGUUCUUGAAUUUCAACCAUUCAAAGAAUGGACUUUAGCCUUGUCAAAAGAAAUGUUAAAAGUUGAUAAGAAAGAACUUAAAAUUAAAAAAGUUGAAAUUCAGAAUGUUGAUUAUUUUGGUUUUAAGAUAGGGUUCGUCAAAUUUAAAGUGGACGCCAUAUUCACUGAAACUGGGAAGAAACGAGAUAAUAAAAUUAUAAAAGAACAUGUGGUGUUAACAUAUCAACCACGUUUACCUGUACCUUCGCUCUCUUUUCCAGAGAUACCCGCAGGUAUGCUCGAUGGUUCAGGAAAUUUCGUUGGAAAAGCAAGUGAAGAGAUUAAAGAAGAAACUGGAAUUGAAAUUAAUGAUCAAAAUAUAAUAGACAUGACCGCAUUAGCAUAUGAUAGUGAAAAUAAUGAACUUAAAGGAAAGGAAUAUCGAGGUGUUUACCCUUCACCGGGAGGGAGUGAUGAAUUUUUAAGAUUAUGUAUAUGUAUUAAAGAAAUGAAUCGUGAAGAUAUUGAGAAAUUAGAAGGAAAACUUUGUGGAUUAAGAGAUCAUGGUGAAAGCAUCACAGUUAGAUUAAUAGAAUUAAAAAAUUUAUGGAAAAUUCCUGAUAUGAAAGCAUUAUCAGCUUUAACAUUAUAUGAUGCUUUAAAAAGGAAUGGGAAAAUUUCUGUUUAA
Messenger RNA from Diversispora eburnea, 1845 nucleotides. The record is from the annotation of a GenBank genome assembly. Lineage: Eukaryota; Fungi; Glomeromycota; Glomeromycetes; Diversisporales; Diversisporaceae.